GCUUCCCCCCGGGCCGCUGCUGAAGGCGAGCACGUGCUCGGGGAAGGCGCUCGGUCCCCGGGCAGGGUCUGCGGAGCGCAGCAGCACAGCCCAGGUGAUCUGCUCUGGAAAGCUGAAAGCCCUCUGGCCACCAGCCCGCGGCCACCCUUGACCCUGGCAGCAUCUUCAAAGGGAGCAUGGGCCUGCUGCGGAGCGUGCAAUGUUUGCUCACAGCCAGAGCCAGCAGCUACUGCCUGCCUGCCUUGGGGGGUUUCGUCAGCCCCCUGAAGCGCUCCAGGGGAGACCGCUCGGCCACUGCUGCUUGCACAAGGAACCCCCUCGUCAGGACCGCAGCCAUGGCCACCUCAGCGAGCUCCCACCUGAGCAAAGCCAUCAAGCACAUGUACAUGAAGCUGCCGCAGGGGGAGAAGGUCCAGGCCAUGUACAUCUGGAUCGACGGCACCGGGGAGCACCUCCGCUGCAAAACCCGCACGCUGGACCACGAGCCCAAGAGCCUGGAAGAUCUGCCUGAGUGGAAUUUCGAUGGCUCCAGCACCUACCAGUCCGAAGGCUCCAACAGUGACAUGUACCUGCGACCUGCUGCCAUGUUCCGGGACCCAUUCCGCAAGGACCCCAAUAAACUCGUUCUCUGCGAGGUCUUCAAAUACAACCGCCAGUCUGCAGAGUCAAACCUCCGGCACACCUGCAGGAGGAUUAUGGACAUGGUGUCCAACCAGCACCCCUGGUUUGGGAUGGAGCAGGAGUACACUCUCCUGGGGACAGAUGGACAUCCAUUUGGCUGGCCUUCCAAUGGCUUUCCUGGACCCCAAGGUCCCUAUUACUGCGGUGUAGGGGCGGACAAAGCCUAUGGCAGGGACAUUGUGGAGGCCCACUACCGAGCUUGCCUCUAUGCCGGCGUGAAAAUCGGAGGAACCAACGCAGAAGUGAUGCCAGCCCAGUGGGAGUUCCAGGUGGGACCAUGCGAAGGGAUUGAGAUGGGGGAUCACCUCUGGAUCGCGCGCUUCAUCCUGCACCGGGUGUGCGAGGACUUCGGGGUCGUGGUGUCCUUCGAUCCCAAACCCAUCCCUGGGAACUGGAACGGUGCUGGCUGCCACACCAACUUCAGCACCAAGAGCAUGAGGGAAGAAGGAGGUCUCAAGCACAUCGAGGAGGCCAUCGAGAAGCUGAGCAAGCGCCACCAGUACCACAUCCGUGCCUACGACCCCAAGGGGGGGCUGGACAAUGCCCGGCGCCUGACCGGCUUCCACGAGACGUCCAACAUCAACGAGUUCUCGGCCGGCGUGGCCAACCGCGGCGCCAGCAUCCGCAUCCCGCGCAACGUGGGCCACGAGAAGAAGGGCUACUUCGAGGACCGCCGGCCCUCCGCCAACUGUGACCCCUACGCCGUGACAGAGGCCCUGGUCCGCACGUGUCUCCUCAACGAAACCGGGGACGAGCCUUUUGAGUACAAGAACUAAGCGGACUGCGCCCCGCGGACACCGCCUCCCCCCGCGCUCCCCGCGCCCCUAAACUUCCCUUCUAGAUGUAAUCCCGAGGGUACAAGAUAACAUGUUUCGUGUCUCAGUAACUCUUGUUGUCUUGAGGUGGGGAGGAGGGCAGGUUUAGUUUUAUCCGUGUCUGUUUGUCGUUGACUCUUCAGAAGAUGAGAGGAGGACGGGGUGUUAGAGAACUUUUAACCACUGUUUUAUUUUUCUUGUCUAAUUCAUGUGUACAUCCGAUGGGAUCCAGUGGCUUCCAGGGACAGACUGCACACGCAGAAAGCCUGUAGGAGAGGAGAAAGCUUAAAACAGAGCCAGAUUUGGGGGGUCAGCCCCGCUGCUGGCUCUCUGCAGACUGAUGGUUCUCUAAGGUUGGUGCCUCUCUGUGGAGAAGGGAAGAUGGGAGCUGUGGCGAUGGGAGCUGUGCCUGUGCUCCUUCCUGUGUGGGGACAAUGACGGGGACAUCGUCGCCCUCCGGCCACUCUGAGGUUUCUGGGAAUCUUCUGGCAUUGAGCUCAGCGUAGGAGCAUUGAGGAGAACUCUUGGUUCUGUCACUGGAAGUCAACCGAUCUCUGGCUCGUAACACAGAGUGAAGUAGUAUUUUUCUAUUUAAAUAUAAAAACAGCAAAAAAAAAAAAAAAUUCUAUAUGAAAGUGUUUUUUUCUUGAAGAGAUGACGUUCCUCAUCCAGCCGGAGCGGGCAGAGCUCUUGCGGAUGUUGUCGGAGGCCUCCAGGUGGGACUGAGGGUGAGCUUGGAGGGAGACUCGGAUGAGAUUUGUUCCAGCAUGGAGUGGAGCUUGCAGGAGGGGGUUCCCAGAGCGGGAAGCCUGCACAGAAGCAUUUGUCACUGUGACUCGGGUGGCCGUGACGCGCUCAGAGCGGGAGGAAGGUGUCCUGAACCAAGAGUUGACUGGUCAACAACGUUCCGGACAGAGCCGUGGCUGUGUCACCUGUCCAGCAGGGCUAGCAUGUCACUAAAGCAGGGCUUUUGAUAAAGGUUUAAAACAAACAAACAAAAAAACAAAACAGAAAAAAAAAA
Pseudopodoces humilis (Tibetan ground-tit) is the source of this 2517-nucleotide messenger RNA. It is a transcript of the gene GLUL, whose product is annotated as glutamate-ammonia ligase. Lineage: Eukaryota; Metazoa; Chordata; Aves; Passeriformes; Paridae. Gene Ontology annotation, cellular component: cytoplasm. Gene Ontology annotation, molecular function: glutamine synthetase activity. The record is from RefSeq and is a predicted model, not a curated record.